UGCACCUACAAGCUAGCUCCCAAACCGCCAGUAAACCAAAAGAAGAAGUACUUCGUAUACACAACGCUGUAAAGGCAGCUGAAGAAAUGGAUACAAAUUGUUUGUUUGUUUUAAAGCUUUGAAUGAAAUUUGGUUCUAUCUUUAUGAACAAUUGUUGGUAUCGACGUUGUUGUCUUUACAUUUAAGUUAAUCUAACACUCGUGAGAGUUUUAGUUAACGUUAGCCUCAGGUUAGUCUGCUAUCUGCAGAGUAACAAUAUCUUUGCAAGAUAAAUGUCUGUUAGACGCGCUCUGGUAGAUUGUGUUGUGUUAUCUCUGCAAGAUGCCUGUGUGGUUUAUCCGUGCUGCAAAGGCUGCUUCUCCAGGAUUUAUGUUGAACAGCAGGACACGACGAGAUGCAGAUGCUCCAAGUGUGGUUACAGCUGUCCAAGGGAACAGGUUGAGCACAGAUACCGCCUCUCACUGAGGGUGGCCCGGGAAAGAUGCAUAUUUGGAGUAACAGUUUUUGGAACCUGCUUGAAUGUAUUCUUUGGCCUUCCUGCAAGUGGUUUACAGAGGUUGGUGGAAAACUCGGAGGGACCAGCUGGAGCAUCAGCCAGAUCCACAUUUUUGGUGAAAGCUGUCGAGGACUGUUUCAUUGGCAGACAUUUCGUCUUUGGUAUAAAGGUAACCGAAACAGAAAGAAGGCCUUGGUUAGGAGGGGCUGUUGCGAAUGGCUCCAGCAGUAAAAACACAGUCCAGUUUAUUGCCAGUCAGAUGAUUCUCCCCAAAGCUACAGGCCUGGAAGGCUGCACAGUGGUCAGUUAUUAUCGAAUCCUUCUUCAGAAAGCUGCAGAGCUGGGUUCCUCCAGACCCCCAGCAGCAACCCUGCUGCUGAUUCCACGUCUUUCUCCAGCCGGCAGUUUCAGUAAUGCCUCACUUUGUGCCUCAGGUCUUCUUUCCCAAUCACUGCAAAGAUCACAGUACCAAGACUGCUCUCUAACUCCCACCCCUCCAUGGCAACAAUCACUAGGUCUAGUUACUUCAUCAGCAGAGCAGGAAGAAAGCUAUUGUACCCAGGACAUUGGAGAUGAGAACAGCCGACCGACAGACAACAACAGAACACCACAUCCUACGCAGAGAGGCUGUCUGGAGAACCAUAAAGGCACAGACGAGACAGAGCUGUCACCUCUUCUUUCUUUAGAGUGCAGUUCUAACAAUAGUCAGUCAUUAGCCAAAUACCCAUACUCAUCUGUUGAGAAAGCUGUUGGAAACACCUCCAUCCUGAAGAGUUGGUUUAGUAUCUCCUCGCCUGGCCACAGCUGCUCCAAGGCAAAGGGGUUUUCUUCCAGGCAACACCCAGACGCAUGUUUGUCAAGCUCCUUGGCUUGGGAGGAUUUGCCUUUUUCGGAGAGUCUGACAGAGUAUUUGUGUGAGGAAAACCAAGAUGUCGCUUUGCAAAAUCACAAAAAAACAGCGAGGAACAACCUGGAAGUCAGAUCACAAGACAAGAACUUACAACUAAAAUCAGCUUCUGUUUGUCAAGGUAACACAGAGAUAACCGAUAGCCACUCACAAAUAUUAUUGGACGUCACAAAUACACCUGCAGUGAAUGAAGGUGACAGACAUGGUUUAUCUGAGCAGGUAUGUGAGAGCACUGUUGGAUGUGUAAGCAAAAGUCCAGCCAGAAACAUUUCUUCUCACAAGUAUAAUCCGGGAGAUGAGAAAGCUAGUUCUCUGUCUUUUGAUAACGAAGAAGAGCAGCUUGAAGGGGAUACCUACAAUUGUUCAGCAGAUCUAUUCAGCAGCUCACUGCAGGUCGAUAUGAACACAAACAUGCUCGACUUGCAUGCGGAAAGUGUCAGGAUGACCACAGAUGCUUGCUCACUACUUUCCAUGCCAGACAAACCGCACGUGAGGAGUGAAACGUCUAAUGUUCCACAUUCAACUCCAGACACACACAAACUAAAAAGUAAUAAAUGCAAUAACAGAGAGAGUUUAAUUCCACCAGGCACACACGAUCUUGACUUCAUCCCUCCCAUUCAGUCCACCCCCAUUGUAAAAGUAGCUGUUCUUCCAGGGUCACCUGCCGCCUCAUACAGAACAUUGACAGUAGGUGAAUUCAUUUCACUAGCUGACAGUCGAGAUUCUUUAGCUUUUUCCAGAAGUCUGACUGAAUUGGACAGUAAAAAGCCAGCCAAAAUCACCUCCUCUCUUUGCAAAUUAAACUACGUCAGUGCUAACCGGCUGCCUCAACGUGGCAGAGAGUCUACGAAAGAAAGCAGACACAGCCACGGAUUUACCCUGAAAAGGAGGUUCUGCAAACCAGACAAGCAUAAAAACCAUCUGCUGACUCAGCACCACCUGAGGAUCCAGAGAGAAGUUCAAGUGACAGGGCCAACAGGAAGGACAGACCACAAAAGUGAUUGUGAUGUGACUGUGUGUGAUUGGGAGGACAGUGAAGUCAUUAUUGUUCCUCCUACUCCAGCUGCUAAAACAGGACAGAGUCAGAAGCACAGAAGAAUGCAGACUGAGAUCAGCAGCAGUAAUUUGGGUUGUACUUGGGAAGGAAAGUGGGGAGAUGGAGUUAAUUCUAAAAGAUCUCUGUUGGAUCAAACUCUCACAUCAUCACAGAGAGGUCUGGCACAAACAGGAAAUUGUGACAGUGAGAUUGAUGAGGGGAGUCUGAAUGGAUCUAAUUGUUACCUCCUUGAUGAUCAGAACGAGGCAUGUGACUGGUCUAGAGAUCUGUUCUCUGACUCAGUAUGAGAGGUGCUGUUGCAGAUGGACUUCACAAAUGAUUUAACGUUUUUAUUUCUUUUAUUUUUAUGUAUUUCAGGCUGGCAUCCAAAGUUAUGAUAGAGCUGCUUUUGUGUUGAAAGAGUCUUAUUGCUGCUACUACUAGCAGUACUGUUGCUGGUAUUCCAACUCUGCUGAAGGAUCCAAGAAUAAAGCACAUUUAUUAAAUACUAAAGAUA
Micropterus dolomieu (smallmouth bass) is the source of this 2956-nucleotide messenger RNA. It is a transcript of the gene ddias, whose product is annotated as DNA damage-induced apoptosis suppressor. The record is from RefSeq and is a predicted model, not a curated record. The coding region runs from base 273 to 2747 and encodes 824 amino acids. Gene Ontology annotation, biological process: negative regulation of intrinsic apoptotic signaling pathway in response to DNA damage. Gene Ontology annotation, cellular component: nucleus; cytoplasm. Lineage: Eukaryota; Metazoa; Chordata; Actinopteri; Centrarchiformes; Centrarchidae. The transcript is spliced from 5 exons.